AUGAAGUGCUGGAUUUACCCCGGAGACGCUGAGAAAAGGGAGAGAGGCUCGCAAAACCUGGUCCUGACCCAGCAGACACUACACUGGCCGCUGUGGGAAGUGGUAUGGAGGGAUGCGGCCGCUGUGGACUCAACCAGUGAUCAGGCCGACCCCGCCGCGCUGACAGCCCACUCGCACUGUCGUCUGCAGAGAAAGCAGCUCCAGAACGCACGCUCGCUACCUGUUUGGGGACACUUCACGCUGUCAUGCACCGGCAAAAAGGACAGAGAGGAGCACCCUGUCACUACGCAUCACAGUCACAGGCAGCCGCACCCGCCUCGUGGACCAAGACGAGCAGACGACGACAACUGGAGCAGAAAGGGAGAGGAGCAUCCCGCUGGCUCCAACACCACAGACAGCCAGAAGAGGAGGGGCGUGUGGUUCUCCUGCUCAGUGCCUUCUCCUGCUCAGUGCCUUCUCCUGCUCAGUGCCUUCUCCUGCUCAGUGCCUCCUCCUGCUCAGUGCCUUCUCCUGCACAGUGCCUUCUCCUGCUCAGUGCCUCCUCCUGCUCAGUGCCUUCUCCUGCUCAGUGCCUCCUCCUGCUCAGUGCCUCCUCCUGCUCAGUGCCUUCUCCUGCUCAGUGCCUCCUCCUGCUCAGUGCCUCCUCCUGCUCAGUGCCUUCUCCUGCUCAGUGCCUUCUCCUGCACAGUGCCUCCUCCUGCUCAGUGCCUUCUCCUGCACAGUGCCUCCUCCUGCUCAGUGCCUUCUCCUGCACAGUGCCUCCUCCUGCUCAGUGCCUCCUCCUGCUCAGUGCCUUCUCCUGCACAGUGCCUCCUCCUGCUCAGUGCCUUCUCCUGCACAGUGCCUCCUCCUGCUCAGUGCCUUCUCCUGCUCAGUGCCUUCUCCUGCUCCAGCCCCUCAGCUCUCUACUUUUACAGUCCUUGUAAGUUGGGGAUCGAGUCUGCCUGGUGGCACUGUCAGCACUACUGUCCCCGUCAAAAGUGA
Molecule: messenger RNA, 984 nt
Organism: Knipowitschia caucasica
Lineage: Eukaryota; Metazoa; Chordata; Actinopteri; Gobiiformes; Gobiidae
Source: the annotation of a GenBank genome assembly